CCCAUCUAAACAAUUUGAUAUAAACAAUUUUCAAUAAUGUCAAAAAAGGCGAUUUGUUAACGUAAAAUAAAAAGCAUUGCGUGUGUUAGGCUAGUGAGUUCGGAGCCAAGUCCACAAACCGAAUUUAGUCGCUUAUAAUCGCAACAGGUCGUACCAAGGAGCACCGAUCCGGCCACCAACCGCCAAGCCAUUCCAUUCCAUUCGCAUCUUUCGGCGGAACCAUAACGUGUACCAAAAAUAUAGUUAAUUGAAGUUGAGACAAUAUAGUGAAAUGCAUCGGAUCCUGCCCCGCCUCUAGUCGCCCGUUCCGGCUCAGUUGUGCGCGGGCCAGUGGCCCUUCUCCUUCCCCUCCUCCUGCUCCUGCUCCUGACUGCCAACCUGCCUCCACCCUCGACGAAGGACAUUGAUUCUAAAUCGCCGACUCCUGGAGGAUUCGGAGGAGACCUGCGAUGAAGCCAACCCAGGCCAGCGGCGGUAGCAGCACCACCAGCGCCAAAUUGCCCGAACCCAUCGACUACGUGACUCUGAUCAGCGACGACUCCGAUGGUGAGCCACCACCGAAGCGGAUACCUACAGCACCAGCAGCUACUUCAUCGAAGCAUAAAAUCCACGACGACGACUCCAACGAUGCCCCCGCCGCCAGCAGUUCCAAUGCUAACGAUGAACGGCGCACGAGUCGGCGCAACAAGCCCAAAGUGGACUACACCACGAACAAGCCCAGCACGAGCGGCGAGGCGGCAGGCAGCGAAAGGGUCAGUGUGGGACCCACGAGAAGCACCAGCAACCCGCCGGUGGAGAAGCGCGUCCAGGGUCAUGCACAGUCGGAGCCACGCACCCGGAAAUCGGACACUGCUGCUGCUUCUGGGGCAUCUGCGAGCGGGGGUUCGGCCAGCACGGGCACGCGCAGUGCCCCAUCAACCAACGGGGAGUCGUCGCGCAACCGGGACAUGGGCACGCCCACAGUGCUGUCAGGAGAGGAGGGGGCUGUGUUUCAGUCCCGCCUGCCCUAUGGCAAGAUGACGCCCAACGAGGAGGCCUGCUUUCCGGACAUCAGCCGCUCCGGCAUACUGGGCCACCGCGUGUUCCUCAACAUCCGCAACAGCCUGCUCCACAUGUGGGUGGACAAUCCGAAGGUGCAGCUGAGCUUCGAGAGCGCGCUAAAGGCACUGCAGCCGCCCUUUGACAGCGAACCGAACCUGGUGCGGCGCGUCCACUCGUUCCUGGAGCGACAUGGAUUCAUCAAUUUUGGCAUAUUCAAGCGCCUGGUGCCCAUUCCGACCAAGAAGCUGGGCAAGGUGAUUGUCAUUGGUGCGGGUAUCUCUGGACUGGCCGUGGCCCAGCAGCUGCAGCAGUUCGGCAUGGACGUCAUUGUGCUGGAGGCUCGAGAUCGGAUUGGAGGACGCAUUGCCACCUUCCGGAAGAACAGCUACAUAGCGGACCUGGGGGCCAUGGUGGUGACGGGCGUGUACGGCAACCCGAUGACCAUAUUGAGCAAGCAAAUCGGCAUGGAUCUGGUGCCCAUACAUCAGACCUGUCCGCUCUACGGCCCGGACGGCAAGCCAGUGCCAAAGGAGAAGGACGACGUCAUUGAGCUGGAGUUCAACCGCCUGCUGGAGUCGGCCAGCUAUCUGUCCCAUCGCCUCGAUUUCAACUAUGCCGGCAACUGUCCCGUGUCGUUGGGCGAUGCGCUGGAGUGGGUCAUCAGCAUGCAGGAGAUGCAGGCCAUGAACAAGCGGGCGCAGCACAUGCAGGAUAUCGUUGCUGCCCAGAAGAAGAUCAUCGAGCACCGGAAGCGGCUGAAAGCAGUCAAGCUGAAAAUCGAGGCACUAAGGACCGAGCAUGCGGCAAUGGUGAAGAAGCGGUGCCCCAAGGGCGUCGAGAGCGACACGAGCUACGCGAGACAAGAGUACAACAUUCGGCGCACCCAGCUCCAGCUGGACGACACGCUUAAGGAGUUCCGCCAGCUACACGAAGAGGACAUGCAGAUGGCGGCCAAGCUGAACGAGUUGGAGCAAAACAAACCCAGCGAUGUGUACCUCAACACCCGCGAUCGCCUCAUACUAGACUGGCAUUUCGCCAACCUGGAGUUUGCUAAUGCCACACGACUGAACAACCUGUCACUGAAGCACUGGGACCAAGACGAUGACUUUGAGUUCAUUGGCCACCACACGACCGUUCGGAAUGGCUACUCCUGCGUGCCCAUGGCGCUAUCCGAAAACCUGGACAUACGCGUCAACAGCGCCGUCAAGGAGAUCAAGUACGGCCCCAAUGGCAUUGAGAUUGUGACCGAGAACAUGAAGACAAGCAACUCUGUGAUGACAUACAAGGCAGACCUUGCUGUCUGCACACUGACCCUUGGGGUGCUGAAAGUUGCCGUCGCCGAGGAGGAGUCCCAGCAGAAGAACACGGUCAAGUUUAAUCCCCCGCUGCCGGACUGGAAGCGACAGGCGAUACGACGCCUUGGAUUCGGGAAUCUGAACAAGGUUGUUCUCUGCUUCGAUCGCAUUUUCUGGGAUCCCAAUGCCAAUCUCUUCGGCCACGUGGGCAGCACCACGGCUAGUCGCGGGGAAAUGUUUCUCUUUUGGAGUAUCAGUUCGUCGCCAGUGCUGCUGGCUCUGGUCUCUGGUAUGGCCGCCAAUAUUGUGGAGAGUGUCACAGACGACGUCAUCAUUGGGCGAUGCAUGUCAGUGCUGAAGAAUAUUUUCGGCAACACUGCCGUGCCCCAGCCAAAGGAGACGGUGGUCACGCGCUGGCGCAGCGAUCAAUGGGCUCGCGGCUCCUACAGCUACGUCUCCGUGGGCUCCUCCGGGAGUGAUUACGACCUGCUGGCAGCGCCCGUCAUUCCGCCGCCCGCCAGUGGGCACCGCGCGAGCAAUGACUCUGAGGGACUUCCACGUCUGUUCUUUGCCGGCGAGCACACGAUACGCAACUAUCCUGCCACAGUACACGGAGCCUACUUGAGCGGGCUGCGCGAGGCCGGCCGCAUUGCCGACUACUAUCUGGGCUAUCCGGAGGGAACGCCAGCCAACAUUGGCUACUCCGUCGUAGAAGCGGCCAAUGCCGUGUGUGUUGGCAAAGUUGUUACGCUGAACAACUUCUCGCCAAAUCUCUCGGAUUCUCCAACGUCCAAAAGGUCCGAGGAGAACUCAAACUCAAAUACUGCCGAUCCCGAGCCGAUGGAACGCAAUAGUAACAUCAAGUAAGCCAUUUAGUUAAGAACGUGUUUGUAAUAUUGAAUCUGUAAUUGUUUAGUGUGUGUAUUAUUGAAUCGGCUUUUUGCUAUAUGAUAGGAGAAGUUUCAGGCUAAGCUAGACCUAUGUAAAUACCUAAGACUAUUCCAGCACAUUUGGAUAA
This is a messenger RNA of Drosophila subobscura, 3354 nucleotides long. It is a transcript of the gene Su(var)3-3, whose product is annotated as possible lysine-specific histone demethylase 1. Gene Ontology annotation, molecular function: oxidoreductase activity; flavin adenine dinucleotide binding; protein binding. Gene Ontology annotation, cellular component: nucleus. The coding region runs from base 450 to 3203 and encodes 917 amino acids. Lineage: Eukaryota; Metazoa; Arthropoda; Insecta; Diptera; Drosophilidae. The record is from RefSeq and is a predicted model, not a curated record. Gene Ontology annotation, biological process: regulation of DNA-templated transcription. The transcript has 5 exons.